This is a messenger RNA of Dunckerocampus dactyliophorus (ringed pipefish), 8173 nucleotides long. RefSeq names its product arkadia (RNF111) C-terminal like ring finger ubiquitin ligase 2Cb (gene ark2cb). Gene Ontology annotation, molecular function: ubiquitin protein ligase activity; zinc ion binding. NCBI's taxonomy places the organism in Eukaryota, Metazoa, Chordata, Actinopteri, Syngnathiformes, Syngnathidae. Bases 3154 to 4233 code for a protein of 359 amino acids. The transcript is spliced from 9 exons. The record is from RefSeq and is a predicted model, not a curated record.
GUUAGUCAGCCAGCCGCCUGAAUGUAGAUCCGCAUGGGCUACUAUCACGCCAAUCACUAUCACGCCAAUCGUAAGAUAAGGAUCCCAGGAUGGUGUUAGUGCAUGUCGGAUACCUGGUUCUCCCCGUAUUCGGCUCAGUAAGAAACAGAGUAUGGAGGCUGGCUCUACAUUCUGCAUUUAUCAGAUCUUUGUCGUCCCCCCAUUGUGUAGCUAAUGAUCAUCUGCUGCUGUGUGGUGUGGCGUGGCCUCUGCCUGUUCUCUGCAUUUAGCUGUAUUGUGAACCCCUUCUUCAUUUCCUCUUUCCAUCAGAAGACGACAUUGGUAUUAAAAAAACAAAGCACCCCAAUCCUCCUCCUCCCUCUCUCUUUCCUCCUCCUCCCCACUCAAGAUGUAUUCCAACCAUGUCAAGCAGUCUAAAAAAAAACAUAGCUAACAUCUUAGAGCACCUUUUUUGUCUUUGAUUUCUGUCAGAUUUGCUGUAGUAGCACCCUGAGUGGACAUUUAGCUUCCUUUUUUUUAAUUGAAUGUCAUUGUGUACCUUCCCAUCCAGUCUUUGAUAUAGACACAACAUGCUGUAAAUUCCUGUAAAGUGGAUACAUUUUUGCAUGAUCUAAAAAAAAAAAAAAAAGCAGCUGCGCUUGCAUUGUUGAACACCAGAAUUCGGCUCAUCCUCCUCCUUCACUCAAGGUGCAGUGUACAUUUCAUUGAAACAAAUUAAGGCUGCGUUCACGCUUGUGGCUUGGUACUCUGGUCAGCAAAAAAGGAUACUUGGUGCACACUUUGAUGUGGUUCGCCUAGCGUUCACACUGGUGUUUUUGUCAUGGGAUCAAAGGCUGUGUAGUAAAGUUUUGGAUUUGAUUGGAAAGCUUUCAUGAAACAAAAAUGCUGUCUGCUAGAUUGACUAUAUAGGUUAUUUGUAUAUUCUGCUAUAUUUACCAACAUAGAGUUCACCAAAAGCUUCCAAAAUGUACUUUUAAAGAGUGCUGAGGGAGAAACGGCACUUCCGACACGUUUCCUCUUACAUAUUUGUCAUUUCUGCAUUCUAGGUCCGUCACAUUUGAGCUCAGGUGAACCCGAACCGCACCAGAGUUCACUUGCAAGCGGACCCAGACCCAUCUCUGGAGCGGUUCAGGUCCACUUGUUUGUGUCCGGACGAUCGCGUUCUCAGUUACCAAACAAACUGCACUAGCAGAGCAAAUGCACCAGAGUUUUGUUUCAGCCGAACCAAAGACGACAAGCGUGAGCGCACCCUUAAAAGCAUGCCGUCAAAAUACGCUGAAAAGUGAAAGGUACGCUGCACGCGACAACCUGCCAUAACCGUCUCCAUUUUUGUGUAGUCCUUUUGUACCCCCCCUCCCACUUUUUGCAAACAAAUUGAGCUUUGAAUCACACUGAAUUGUUAGGGCUGCUCGCCCCCCCUCCCUCCACUCUCUCUUUUUUUUUGUAUAACAAAAUACAUAAACCAAGCAGGCAAAACACGCUCACUGGUGGUUCAUCACUUUCCCCCUCACUAACAAAGAGGCCAAAAUGCUAUCCAUUUCACAGGGAUGCCUAUAUUUUCCUGCACUGCUAAAAAGAGAUCCUCUAUUAGUCAAUAACGUCUUAUUGUUUGGUUGUGGUCUCUCUUUACCUUUUUUAUGUUCUGGUAAUAGUACUUUCAAUGCAUGGUCACAUUUUAUGAUUCAUAUUUUUUUGUUUUGUUUUUCUAUACAUUGACCUGUGAAAAUCCAAUGUAAUCUUUCUGUAGUAAAGAUGUUACCCUGCUGUACUUGAAUCAUGUGCUGUAGCUCAUUGGAUGCUGCUUUUGUUCCUUUUUUUAACCCUAUACGGAGCAUGGUGGGCCUUGCCUUCAGUCUAUGUUGUUUAUUUUGUGUUGCAUGGAUUUGAUACUAUUACUAGAAAGCCAACAAGAGAGAUUUAAAGGGAAAAAAAACACCAAUUACUAAUUUUCAAUAAAGAAUAUAGUGUUUUUCCUAACCUUCAGUGUGCUUCUUGCUGAUUUCCAUUUAUUGUCCUCCUUCUACUCCCCCCCCCUCCACCCCCGCCCAACCUCCUCUCCUGCUGUGACAAAAGAUAGAUGAUUUUCCACGCUUCCUUCCAUCACAGGGCCCCACACGAAUCUAUCUGCUUUCAUUCGUGGUGGUCGUCACCUCCCCCCCACCUUCGAGAUGUUUGAAAAAAAAUGUGCUGCUCGUGCUACCAGCCUAAACUUGACCUUUUGACCGACUGUAACAAGGUCAUUUCCUGUCUGCCGCCUGGCUGCAGUUAUGAGCUCUGACCCUUUAUGAUGUGUUUCAAAAUAUACAAUUUUUUUCCACCCUAAAUGUUAAAUACAUUGAAAAACGUCACUCCAUCGCCUCAUAGGGCUAAGCAAUCCUUUAGUCUUUAUGUUUUUGCCACACAAAACUUACUGAAACCAUAUGUGAUGUGUUUAAAAAAAAAAAAAGGCGCUGAUGCACAAGAAAGCCUGCAGAGUCUCGACUGUCUGCAUACACCGCUUGCCAAAUAGUUGUGGCUGGGAUUAGUUUAUAUAUUUAAAAAAUAUAUUUCCACUAACUGUGAGUGUUUGAGAGAGAGAGAGCAAAUCAUUGUAUAUGCUCAUAAUAUACAGGACAUGUUUAAAAAGAAGCAAAAUAUGGUGGAACCUUUUUUGUCCUGAUUUUUGUGAAUUCAUCUGUUCCAGACACAAACUGUGGUCGUCAGGCGAUGUUUUAAUUAGCAUUUGAUCAUUUUUAACUGUCAUACAAGUGGGGGAAAAAGGAAGUUAAACUACCGUUUAUAACCAGCCAUGAGAUUCCCUUUUACCAAUAUUGCGUGCAGACUGUUGAAUUACUGUAGCUCUUUUGCAGCCUAGACAGUGAUGCAUGUACCUAACGACUGUGUGACUUAUUAGCAUAGGCCACCAAGCUGAUGCUCUGUACAUUACAUGCACUAGCAGUGGAUUAUCAUUAUCUUAAUGUUAUUGUUGCCAUAUUGUACUAAGUAGCCAGGACAACCGUUUUUGUUACCCUUCACAAAAAAGGCCAAAUGAAAAGCAAAGCAUUGUCGUUAACGUACAAAUUGCACAACCUUUAGCGUAUAUGAAUGUUAAAGGUUCCACUGUAGUUCUAUGCGUCAUCCGCUCCGGUUCCAAGAACGGGAAGGGAUUCCGAAAUGACUGAUUUCCGUGCAGCUUGUGGUAACCAUCAUUGUCCCACCCCCACAGAAGUGUUUGUCACCGUAGGAUCCCAAUUCACCCGGCAACAGCAGCAGCAGCACAGCCAUGCUACCUCUUGCCGCCACUUCCAGCUAGGCCCCCAGGCCACGCUGCCCAUGGACUUCCCCAUGCCCCACCCGGGCCAGCCUCAGUCAGGCAUCAACCCCCACCUGGCCCCGCCCGGCCACCAGCACGGACCCCCGCUACACCACCCGCCCCUCAACCCCAUGCCCGCCCCCCAAUUCCAGGAUAUCCCCGCCCCUCCCUUCCUACCUCAGGCAUUACACCAGCAAUACCUCCUCCAGCAGCAGAUCCUUGAGGCUCAGCACCGACACAUCCUGCCACCCAACAGCAGACGUACCCCAGAGAGAGUUCCUCACCAGCCCCACAGACUGCGCCCAGGCUACGAGUUCGCCCCACCUCUGCACGUCCCCCCUCAGCCGGUGGUGCAGCAGCCACGCUACCUGGCUGAGGGCACUGAUUGGGAUCUAAGUGUGGACGCAGGACUCCCCCCACACCAAUACCACAUCCACCCACUGCCACAGCACUAUCAGCACUACCUGACCUCUCCCAGGAUGCACCACUUCCCCAGGAACAACACCUCAACACAAGUGGUCGUACACGAGAUCCGGAACUAUCCGUACCCUCAGCUGCAUCUGCUGGCGCUGCAGAGCCUCAACCCCUCCCGUCACGCAUCGGCUGUAAGGGAGAGCUAUGAGGAGCUUUUGCAGCUGGAGGACCGACUGGGCAGCGUAAACCGUGGAGCAGUCCAAACCACCAUAGAGAGAUUCACUUUUCCCCACAAGUACAAGAAGAGGAUCCCCCAGGACCUGAAGAUGUGCCUGGAUGACGAGGAGCUAGACACGGAUGAGAAGUGCACCAUUUGUCUGUCCAUGUUGGAGGAUGGCGAAGAUGUCAGGAGAUUACCCUGCAUGCACCUCUUCCACCAGGCGUGUGUGGACCAAUGGUUGGCCACCAGCAGGAAGUGCCCCAUAUGCAGAGUGGACAUUGAAACCCAGCUCAACCCUGACAGUUGACACCCACAGCCUCACAUCCCACAAUCCUCCACUAUCUCCUCCUUGUGACAGGGAGGGGGCAUGGUAGGAUCAACAAAGCACACACCUACACACACACACACACACGCACGCACGCACGCACACACACACACGCAGGCAGGGAUGGGGAUCACUCAAUUUAAGACUGGCUGACUAAGUGGAUGUAAAAGAAAGGCAAAAGUAGACAUGAUGCUGCACAUGUGUACAGAACAUGACACAAAACCAUUAGCAUGAGGUUGUUUGGUGUGUGUCCUGAUCCAGUAUUUACCAGAGUAACAGUGUUGUGUAGCAAUGGAGAGACCAUGUUCGUGGGCGGCUAUAGCGCUGAUCUAAACCUUUCACAGCCGACUUUUGUGUAAAAAGGCCAAAAAUAAUGACAAUUGAAAACAAACCCUCCCCCCCCUCUCUCUCUUUCUCGCUCUCUCUCUGUGUUGUGGUUUUCUUUUGGAUUUAGACGCCAUCGAUGCUAAUGCGGCUAACUGCAGGCAUGGCUUCCAGUGAUGUGUGUUGUGUCGUAGCGGGAGGGGAGGGGUUGCCCUCGCUAGAUUACACCAACGGGUGUACAUCUGUGUGUGCGUGCCAGGCUUUUUGGACUGUGUUGUCAACGUGGAGCAAGUAGAAGCAGGGACCUGUCUAGUGUGCAUGUCACCCACUCAUCCACAGGAGGAGAGUGGCAGGUGGUCCACCAAACCUAAUCCUCCUCCUUUACACACACACACACACACACACUCACUCACACCAAAGUUGCCCUUAGACACUGACCUCUGACCUGAGCCUUGUCUAACAGCAACGCCGCCAUCUUGCCUCGCUCGCCACAGGCAUGAGUGACAUUUCUCAGAACCUUAUUGCCUAACAAACAAGCACAUUUAUUAUCAUUACUAUUAUUUUACAGUGAUUCUCCUUUCCCAUUUCAGUACAGGGGGUAAAACCCCCCACAAACUAUUUCGCCUGCCUGUGUUUGAAUGUGUGCGUUAGCCCCGCCCCCUCCUGUCCUUCCUUGUGUGUGUGAUGUCGUGAAGGAGGGUGAAAGGGAUAAGAAGCCAUCCAUUUAACAACAACAAACAACCAAACAAUUGUUCGUAAUGUUGUCUUUUCAUAUGUUUGUAUGCCAUUAUUAUUAUUUUUUAAAUUCACAUGCCAAUUAUUUGGGACAUGGUACUAAUAACACACGCUGUCACCGUGAAGAUAAAGAGCUGCAAUGCUGCAAAAAAGCAUAUUUAUAUAUUUGUCAUGUAGCUUGUGUUCAUGUAAAUGCACUAUAAUAUGGAGUUGCCUGUUUUUUUUUUUAUUUAAUUUAAUUUUUUUUGUUUGGUUUGGUGGUGUGUGUGUGUGUGUGGCUUCUUCUUGUCUUCAGAGUUUUGCUGUUUUGGUUCGAUUCCAAGUAUUUUCAUGCUUUCUUGUGUGUGUUAUUUACCAAGGAGUGUUAGAGCCACACUGAAAAGAAGGUGAACAAAUCUUGAUAGAAAAAGUAGUAAAGUUCCAAAAAUAAAACAGUAAUAUUAUGUGGGAAAGAGCGGAGGGCGGGGGUUCUGCGAGAAUAAAGUUAUAAUAUCAUACAAAUUAUGAGAAUAAAGUUUUACAUAUUAUGAGAAAAAUAUGUAAAAUUAUGAGAUUAUGAUGAUUUUUUUUUUUUAUUUCCGAGCAAAAAAGACCCCGCAUUUUAGUACAAUUAAGUCAUAAUUUUGGGCAAUGAAGUCCUAAUAUUACCUGAAUAAAGUUGUAAUAUUACAAGAUUUAAAGAAUAUUUAAAUAUUAUGAGAAUAAAUAAUUUGGGGAUAAAGAAUUUGUCAUUUUAUGCUUUUUUUUUGGAACAUCACAGCUUUAUUCUUGUAAACAUUUUUAUUGUUAAUGGUGGGAUUUUUUCCCUCCAAAUUAAGCAUUUAUUCUCAUAAUUGUCUGACUUUCUGGUAAAAUGAUGAAUUUACUGUCAUACCAUUCUGAUUUUAUUCCCUCUCAUAAUAUUACAACUACUCCCAAAAUUGUGAUUUGAGCCUCAUACAAUUCUGUUAACAUUACAGGUUCAUUCUUGUAAAAUGACAGCUUUAUUCUGGUAAUAUUUGGAAAUAUUUUCUCUCACCAAAUGUGACUUCAUUUUUGUGUCUCAAACAUUUUUACCUUGCAGUUUUCCGUGCAAAAUUAAGACUACAAUCUUGAAACAUUUCAACUGUAUUCUCAUAAAAUUACACGUUUGUCUUUGUGAUAUUACGACUUUAUUCUGGCAAAAUGACGACUUUAUUGUUGCAACAUUUCAACUCAAGUAUCGUAUUGUGUUGUUUUUUUUUCUUUUCACUGUGUGCCAAACAUUCCUUGGUCGUUAUUGAAUGGUAAACUUAACCGUGUUGCAUUAUUCUUUUCCCUCUCAUGUGAGACCUCCAUCCAAAAACAAAACAAAAAAAUGUGCUGAAAUAAUGGAGGUUCUGCUAGUUCACAUAGAAUGCUGUGAUUUUAAAGAUGCCUUAAGUAUUUAACAAUCAUUAUUUAUUACUAACUGUAGCUAGCUAGCUAUUGUGGUGGAAUAUUUAAUGUCUCUAUCUCAUAACUUUGCAAUUUAAUCGAUAUAUUUAUUUAAAAUAAGACAAAAUAUUACAAAAAAAACAAUACCUCAUUAUGCAUUGGUCGGUGGGGAUGCAUCUGCAUGCCGUCUGUCUGUGUGUGUGCGUGUGCGUGCGUGUGUGUGUGUGUGUGUGUUUUUUCUUCUGCAAAGAGGAAAUUAGUUGACUGGGUGUGUGUGUCUCCCAGUCCAAUUUGAAGCCAGCAUGGUGCUGUUGAUGGAGAUGACAUUCCCUUUAGUUUCACUUGCUUUGAUCGGAGCCUGUCUUUGUCUUAGUAACUGCUCCACAAAUAGCUCGCUUGUUUUUUUUGUUUUUUUUUGCCAUACGAUGCUGCUUUCACCUCCCAUAAUCAAUCAUUUCCAUCAUAUCUUGGAUCUCUGCUUAUUCUUCCUUUAGAGGCCACAUUGUUGUUGAGCUGUGUUGCUGAUGUAUUGCUGGCUAUUUGCUUUGUGAACGUAGGGGGAUGUAUCUUACUUAACAUUGCUAACUUGAGCCAUUGAUCUUAUUGAGCAAACUGUGGUGAUACCAAUAUAAAUGGAGUUGUGGAUAUAAUAAGCUAACUUUUGCGUGUGCUUUUCCUUUCAAUACUAAUCCUGCAAAUAAUUCUUUUAAAACAAGGGACAAUUGGAAUUGACUGAAGCUGGCUUUACUAUUUAUUAUUAUUAUUAUUAUUAUUAUUAUUAUUAUUGUUUGUUUAUAAUUUUUAUUAUUAUUUUUGUGCUCUCACUGGCCUUAUACCCACCCUGCGCCCGCCACAGUGUACCCCGUUUGCUCCAGAGCCAACUGGACCGUAGCCAUAGUAUUAACUCAAGCUGAUGAACCGGAAUGAACAGUAGAAACUUUUAAAGCACAAGCUUUUUAAAUGCAUGUCCUUCUCAGGUUUUCCUAUGUGUAUGUGGGAGUAGCUCUGUUAGAUGUGUUUAAUAUGAUGCUGUACCUUCUUGAAUAUUUCUUUCUUUGCUGCUGAGAAUACAAAAAAAACAAGAAAAAACAAUGUUAUUAACCUGCCAGUGAAAAAGGGAAGUGGCCAUCUUUGUACAACAACACUGCUGUUUUGCUGUAACCGCGCAAUGUUUUAUGAUCUUGAGUAUUUUAUAGAAAAGUAGAAGUAUGUAUCAAUAAUAUGAAAGCAAUAGCGAAAUCAUAAUGAAGAAUAACAUGAUCAGUGAAUAUUGUGGAGAAAAAAAAACCUUUAGAUUCACUCUGGGUGGAUUUUGUACUGUAUUUAUUACUAAUGACAAUGCAAAAAGUUGCAUAGCUUAACCCAAACUGUUCUGUCUCUUUUUUAUUUAUUGUCUUGUAUAUGAUCUUUUUGUAUGUGUUUUUCAAAUAAAAUGCUUAAAAUGCUAAUGACAAUGCAGUUUGUGUGG